ACAGCCAGUGGUGCGCAUAGUGCCUGUGCGAAUUGAGCAGGAAGCGAGCUAUACGACAGCAACAGAACGAGCAGCAAUGGGCGCCAAGAAUUCCAAGCAGCAACAACAGCAACAGCAGCAACAACAGCAACAGCAGCAACAACAGCAGACGGAGCAGCAGCAGCAACAGCAGCAGCAGGCUAUCAAAGCACCAGGUAGUCCACGACAGGCCAAGGUCAUAGUGCAUCGCAUAGUGCGCGAAGGAGAUGAUGAAGUAGAUGCACAGCAGCAACAGUUGCCACAGCAACAACAACAACAGCAGCAACAUCAGCCAAAUCAAGCAGAGCAAGAGCUGCCAGCAGCUGUGCAAGAGAUCUUGGCCAAUUGUCAGCUGCAACAGCCGCUGACAAAGCAACAACAACCGUCAAAUGCACAACAGCAACAGUCGCCAGCACCGCAGCAACAUGCAGCAAACCAGCCGCUGCAACGCAGCACCAAGGUGAUCAUACAUCAGAUACGCAUCGAGACGGAUGAACAGGAACGCGCUCGCAGAGGUAAGCCAACAAUUGAGGAGAUCAGCAGCACCACAGCAACACCCGCACACAGCAAUAGCAACACAACAACAGCAACAACAACGACAGCAACAGCAGCAGCGCCAGCGACAUCAUCAUAUGAAAAUAAACCAAGAGCAGCAGCAGCUGAUCAGUCGCUGCCUUACGCAUUCGAGCAGUCGAGCAAACACAGCAGCAACAUCAGCAGCAGCAGCAGCCACAGCCACAGCCACAGCCACAGUCACAGUCACAGUCAGAGUCACAGCAGCAACAGCAACUACAUGAACGGCAGCAAAUUUCCAGCCAGCAUGGAGAGUGAAUUGGCGCGCAUGUUUCCGAGCAUCGCGCAGCAGGGCGACAUUUUCGCGGAGCAACGCAAGCGAUUCUCCAACAUUGAGUCGAGCAGCCGGCAACAGUUGCUGCCGGCGCAGAGCAAACGCUACUCGAACAUUGAGACGAGCUCGUACGAGUCCCAGAAGCGUGUGGAGAACGGACAAGUGGUCUACGACAGCAGCAGGAGCAAGCGCGAGCAGCGGGAAGAGGGCGAGCCGCUGACUGGCAAUGAUAAGCAGGCAGCAACAGUUGCAACAGCAGCAGCAGCAGCAGCAACAACAGUGGAUGAGGUGGAUUGUGCACCGCCCCCUGUGCCGCCACCGCCGGCAGCAGCUAAUAUUAUGUCAGCAACGAAAUUAAAUGGCUUGUCAAACACUUUCAACGAUGACGCACAGCAGCAGCAACAGCAACAGCAGCAACAUAAAGAGAGCAGCCAGACAACAACAGCAACAUCUACAGCUGGCAGCCACGCCAAGGUGAACACUGGCAGCGGCACUUAUGAGGAAUUUCGGCAACGUGCCAAAGCAGCGCUCGACGCAAUUGCGCAGCCUUCGCCGGACAAUGAAAAGCUCUUCAAGGACUUUGACGCCCUCUCCCAGCAGCUGAAUGCCGAGCUGCAAACGGGACGCGAGCAGCGGCAGCAGCGCGACAAAUCUGCCUCGCUCUACGAUCUCAGUCGGUUGACCAACAGCAGCAGCAGCAAUGGCAACGGCAGCAACAGUUGCCAGCAGGAGCAGCUGAAGCGUCAGCGACAUGCGCACAUGCAGGAGCUGGAGCGCGAGAUCGAGCGCUCGGCCAGGUCGCGGCAGGAGCGCCUGUCCUCGGUGCCGCGCACUGUGGAGAUACCCGUUGAGCUGGCGCCGGACUACCGGAGCCGUCGCUCCGAGUCGCUGUGCAAUCUCAGCGAGAACGGCGGGCAGCGGCCGCACACGUCCGCGGAGCACUAUCCGCGCCAGCAGCAGGACGACUGGGCGCGCUAUGCCAACGACCUGGGCUACUCGGAGAACAUUGCGCGUCCGUUCGCGCGCGAGGUGGAGAUCUGCUAUCAGCGGCAGCGACAGCCGCACAGCGCGAUACGCGCUCCACGGCUCUCGGCCAGCACGAACGAUCUGUCCAGCAGCAGCAGCUACGAUGGCUUCAAUGCGUACGGAGGCGGCAGGAGGCAUGCGCCCAUGCUGCAGCAGGCGCCGCAGCAGCAGCGACCGCACUACGCCAGCUGCUACUCGAUGAUUGAGCGCAAUCCUAAUCCCACGUACAUCAGCACCACCUCCAGGCGUGGCGUCUCGCCGGCGCCACAGACGCCGCACUCGGGCCAGCCUCCUGCCUACGACCGGCAGCAGCGACGCGCCUCGCUGCCGCGCGAGCUGCACGAACAGCAGCUGAAGUAUAUACUGAGCAAGGAGGAGGAGCUGAAGCUGGAGUUUGAGCGGCUGCAGCAGGAGCGUCGGCGGCUCAUGGAGGAGAUGGAGCGGGCGCCCACCGUGUUGCAGGCGCCGCCGCCGCGACGCGAGAGCUACCGGCCGGCGCCGAAGCUGCCGACGCUGAGCGAGGACGAGGUGUUCCGCCAGCAGAUGGCCGAGGAGUGGAUGCACAAGGUGGCGGAGCGCGAGGAGCGGCGCCAGCACAAGAUCAUCAAGAUCUCGAAGAUCGAGGAUGAGCAGCAGCACGCCACCGAGGAGCAGGCGAACAUUAGCGACGAGUUCCUCAAUCGGGUCAAGGAACGGCGCCACAAGCUGGCCAUGCCCGCGGACAGUGACUGGGAGAGCGGCGCCGAGUCGCAGCCGGUGCAGGGCAAGGCGGAGUCCGACGUGGAUGGGGAGCCGGUGCCGCCAGUGCGUGUGCUCGAGGGCCAGGCGGAGGCGAAUCUCCGCGAGCUGCCGCGCCAUUUGCGCGAAUUCGCCAAGUUCAGCAGCUGCGAGCAGCUGGAGGGAGGCCAAGUGGAGCGGCACGAGCAGCAGGAGAGGAACGAGAGCGCCACGGACAAUGCACAGUGCAGCGCCACCAAGAAGUCGACCAUUGUGAAGACGUACAAGGUGUCCCGGCUGCCGCCGUCUGUCCAGGCCAAAGCAAUUAAAACGACAGCGACGCCAACGUCGACGACGACGCCAACGCCGAUGCCGAUGCCAGCGCCGAAGCCAGCGCCGAUGCCAGCGACGGCAGCGAAGUCACAUGUACGGCAACAGCGACAGAAGCAGACGCGAUUUCUGCUCUCGCCGCAGCAGCUGUUGCAGCAGCAGCGCAAGCGACGCAGCUGGUCCGAGAGCGAUCUGCUCAAGGAGAUAGACAACGAGCUGCAGCUAGCCAAGGGCUUUCUUUAUGCCAACGUCUACAAAGUCAAGCACGAGUAUAUGAGCGAACCGGAAACGGAAAGCGAUCGUCCGAGAAAAAUGGCACAGUUAGGUCGACGGCAAUACGAAGGGAUCGGUCCCGUUACCAACGAUGGAAUGCCCAUCAUACUCAGAUCGGAGGUCCAGGAACCGCAUCAGCAUGAAUGGUAUAAGCGCCUCUAUCAGACCAUACAUAAGCAGAAGAAUGGCGACGAAUUUGUGAUACGCUACAAGUGUCCCAGAGCUCGUCCAUCCUAUAAGAGCAAUGGUUAUGUCUCUGAGCCCGAGCCCAACUACGAUUCCGAUUACUCAACAGUAAAAUAUCGUACACCCAAUCCGCUGCGCGUGCAAUCGGUCUCGUCGGCUGUAAAUGUGCGCAAUCUAAACCAGGACGAUAAAUUGUAUGGUACUAUGCCCAAUCCCAUAAAAUCGGCACAAAACUCAUACAAGAAUCAACCUGGUCGCAUUGAGGACUAUACCACGGGCCAUUCGUCCGUUUCGGAGAAGGAGAAGAAGGAGAAUUUGGAACAAUCGAAACUAUCGCCGCUUUACACAGAAGGCAAUUUGUCAAGAGCUCUGGCCAAAGAACCUGGUUAUACCAGCGAUUCCAAUCUAGUCUUUCGCAAAAAGGAGCUGCCAGUUAGCAGUCCGCUGAGUCCUGUGGAGCAGCGUCAGGCCUACAAGAGCUUACAAGCCGGUGGUGAGCCGCCUUUGCUUGGCUUCCGCAAGCCAGCGCCCGAGAAACCCAAAGAAAUUGUAGAAGAGUUUGAAUUUAUACAGAUAACGCCGACGCUAACCAAAAUACGCGUCAGCACCAAGCCUUUAGAGGAGACUAAGGAAGAAUCAGAUAAAGUCAAGGUAGCAACGCCACCACCACCACCUCCUCCACCACCACCGCCGCCGCCUCCUCCGGCUACAGCUACCAAAAUGUUUACGCAUUUCUCGAAGAAUCUGCCCUCGUUUAUACCGUUAAGCAAGAAGCAGCAGCAGCAGGAGUCUCCGCCUCUACCGCCCAAUCGUCGCUCCUCCUGCACGAAGAGCACGGUGCGCGUGGAGAAGAUAACGAGCAGCUGCUCGAAAUCGCGCCACGAUCAAUGCUUUCAGCCACCAGGCGGGACUAGCAACAGCAACAGCAAUACUAUUACCCUGCGCAAGGUCUCUACCGCGCGUCGGGAGCCCAUCUGUCGCUCCAAGUCCACGGGCGCCGUGUCCACUUUGCUGGCCACGCUGACCGCCACCAAGGAGACGCGCAGCAAGGAUGGCUGUCUGAUGAGAGUGCAGCAGCAGCAGCAGCAUCACGCUCGCCUGCGCUCCGUCAGUCCGAGCCGUCGUCCGGCGCGCCUCCUGGCGCUGCGCCAUUCGAGUCGCAGUCCCGUUGCCUUUGGGCGCAGCAUUUCCAAGGAGCGCAGCUUUGCCGAGGAGAAGAAGCGACUGGAGAAUACGCUGCCUGCGGGCCGCACCAAUUUUGAGGCUAGCACGAAUAUACUGAGGGAUCCCUCGCUGAAGUCGCCGCAGGAGGUGCGCGAGGCGGUGCGCUCGUACGCCACGUGCAAGGCGCAGCAUACGCGCAGCAAAUCGUUGCCGCGCUUGCGCCACAGCACCGUUAGCACCACCACGCGCCACACCAUGUGCUUCCCCCAGGUUCGGCCGCAGAAUCUGCUCGACUGCAGUCGCGCUCUGAAGAAGGUGAUGCCCAAAAGCAGCAAGGUGCAGACCCAGACCAUUGCCACGGUGCAUCGCAGAGCCUCGAACGAGAGCUUGCCCAGGAGCAACUCCACCUACUCCAUUGACUCGGUGGUGCGACAGGAGUAUGUGCCCAUAGCACCGCCCAAAACCUAUGUGGAUAAGUCGAAGCCACUCAAAUCGCUGCCAGCGCCGCUGCAGACCAGCCGCAGCGAGGGUCACGUGCCACGCAAACGCGCCGGCACCGCCAAAACCACCAAGACCACUGCCAAGUCCAAGCCAGCUGUGGCCCAGCAAUCCUACAGCGAGACGGUGCGCGAGAAAACUCACUUCUGGAACGAUUACAAUGCCAAGCAGAGCCAGACCCAAACGCCCCACUCGCUGCCGCAGCUAAUCAAUGGCGGCACCACCGCCGACUACAAAUACUGCUCGCUGGUGGAGCCGGCCUACGGCGAGGAUAUCUAUGACUACACCGCACCGCCGCCCUCCAGCUGCAUUGAGGAUCUCGUGUGGAAGUAUGAGAGCAAGGCACAGGCAGGCGCUCGACCGCAGGCUGUCACGGACAUCGCCCGUCCGCAGUCGCCCGAGGUAGUGCAGCGUCGCUUCUCACCCACGCGUGAAGUGCGUGUGCCGCAGCCGCAGCCGCAGCAGUCACAGCAGCAGCGGGAAGUGCGUUCGCCCUCUCGUCGUCGCAUCGACAGUCUGCGCUCGAGCCAGCGCCAGGACAAGGAGCACCAGCAGGCGGUGGCACGUGCCAGCAGCCUGAGCAGCGCCGACGAUCGCAGCAGGCGGCAGCAAGGCGGUGCAGACAGCACUACCGCUGGCGGCCUCUAUCAGUGCGGCGAGCUGGCGCACAGUGCCACCUCGCUGGUGCAGCUGGAGCGGCACAGUCCGAGCUGCCGCUACCGCAACAACUGCGAACGCUUCACCGAGCUGAAUCGCUUCUACAGCACCUUGGAGCGGGUGGGGCAGCUGGAGCGGGCCACCUCGGCUAGCAACUUUCAUCCGUUGCGCAAGGAUGCGGAGCUGCUCGACUUCGAUGAGUGGCGCAAGGUGCGUCUGCACGAGCGGGCCGAAAAGGAGCUGCAAUACCUGGUGGGCAAGCUGCAGUCGGAUCAGCGGGAACGCGAUCUGCACUUUCGCUCGAAGGACGUGAAUGAGAUCAAGUGGCGGCAGGAGGCGGACCAGGCGCUGCAUGCCAAACAGAAGUCCGUCGAGGAUUUGCGCGAGAAUUUCGAGCAGCUGCAGCUGCUGAAGCGGCAGCGCGCCGAGGCGCAGCUCCUGCCGCCCGUGCAGCGUCAAUGGCGACGCAAUACCGUCGCAGAUCUGGCGAGCAGCCUGGAGACACAGUCCCAGGCCCAGGCCCAAGCCCAGGCGGAGCGACAUCUGAACAACGAUCUGGUUAGCACACUCUCCAAGGAUCAGAUCAAGAAGAUAACCCAGCAGCUGAACGAGAUCUAUGCGGGCAAUAGAAGGGCCACGGUGGAGGAGCAGUAUGUGGUGACCGUGGAGAAGGACUCCAAGCCGAGCAGCCAUGCGAAUACGCUGAAAGUGCGCUGCAAUUCGAGCAUCAGCAAGGAGCAGCUGCUCGGGCCGGUGCUGCGCAAGCGCGAGGAGCAGCAGCAGGCGCAGACGCUGCCACGUGCCACGCGCAGCCAGUCGCCGGUGGUGGUGGCUCGCGAGACACGCGGCGCCAUAGCCGCCAAGAAUGCGGAGCUAAGCCUGAGCAAGCCGCCCGAGGUGCCGCCACGGCCCAAGCCCAAAGCGGAAUCCAAGCCAAGCGUGGCCAAGGCUGAGACUGAGAGGGAGUCGCAGCAGUCGCAGCAGCCGCAGCAGUCCCUGGAGCCGCAGGAGUCCAAAGAGAAUCCCAUCAAUCAGAAAAUCCAAUAUUUCGAGGAGCGCCAGUUCGAAGAGCCCAGCAAGACCAUCUACCAUGCGCGCGAGGACAGCUCCCCGGACGAGGCCGAGGUGAUGCGCCUCAUCGAGCAGAACAUGCAGGCCAGGCAGCAGGCCCGCCACCACCACAGCCACAGUCACAGCCAUAGCCACGCCCACACCCAGCUGGUGCACACGGAGCUGAGCAACUCGCUGACCGAUCUGAGCGGCAUCUACGGCGAACGCGCCGCGGCACGCGUAAAUUUUCACUUGCACAGCCCGCCCGAGCGGCCGCCCGAGGAGGAAGCCGCGCCCGAUCCGGCGGGCGAGCUGCACAGCUACGGGGCUGGUUCGCCCGCUGGCAGCGUUGAGCUGUACGAUGCGUACUAUCGGUCGCGCAGCCUGUCGCCGCAGUCGCAGGUGUCGGCCUGCUCCAGCUCCUACUUGCAGCGCGUCUACACGGGCGAGGUGCAGAAGAUCAAGCAGAAGUUCGAGAGCAUCGAGCGGGAGCAGUCCAACGAGCGGCGUCAUUUUUUUGGGCUUAGCCAGCUGCGGAAGGCGCGCAGCGAUCCUCAACUGAAGGCCGGAGGAUCAAAAGACGCCUCGGGCAACGCUGCGGAUGCGUUGCCAGCCGCCGAUGACGGCGUCAGCCAGCUGACGCACAGGUUUGAGCUACGCGCUGCCACGCCCACCGGCUCGCCAGAUCGUGGCCGGCGGCGACAGCGCGGACUCCUCAUGCCGCACAUCGACAUCAUCAGCAAGACGGCGGAGCUGCUGCCGGCCAAGGCGGCCAGUCCGACGCGCAGCCACAGCAGCAACAGCUGCUCCACGGGCCACGUGCAGACGCUGCGCCAUCGCUACGAGUCCCCCGAGCCGGGCCAGAGUCUGCCCCAGCGUUAUCUCUCCACCUCGCUGGCAGAUCUGCGGGAUGUGCACGAUAUCUCGCCCCACUUGAGCGGCGACUGGGUGGCCCACAAGCAUCCGCAGCGCACGCCAGCGCUGCCCAAGAAGCCCCAACGCCAGCCUGGCCCCCGAGCCAGCUCCACCUCGCCCAUGCGUCCGGCCAGGGCGAGUCAGCAGCCACAGACAACAGCCACUUCCGACAUCUUUGCCAACCAGCAAUUCGAUGCCCACAAGCAUCGGCCCAAGGCGCGCUAUGUGCCCGACGGGGAGCCAGCGGCUAGCGCCCGGCGUUGCCCGGUCGGCAGUCUGGAACGUCUCAAACGCAGCGCCAUGGCGGUCACAUUUAAAGACGUCAAUAUACACUUCAAGACCCCACUCCGGCAUGAGUACAAGCCAAACAUAUCGGAUGAGGAAUUAGCCAUACGUCAAGCGGAGCAUAUGCAAAAGUUAUACCAGGAGGAGCGUCGACGCAAAUAUCUACAGGAGCUGCAGGACAUGAAUUCGCGACGACACACCGACAAUUUCACACCCUCACAAAAGUCGCCGAUUGCCCUCAAUCGUUACGAUGACUUCCCCACAGACGUGACGCUUAAGUCGCUCGUGGGACCCAAAACAGUGGCACGCGCUCUCUACAAUUUCCAGGGACAGAGCUCCAAGGAGCUCUCGUUCCGCAAGGGCGAUACCAUCUAUAUACGACGACAAGUCGAUCCCAAUUGGUAUGAGGGCGAGUAUAACGCCAUGAUUGGAUUGCUGCCUGCUAGCUAUGUGGAGAUUAUCAGUCGAGAUGGCGCUCGCACACCCUCGAAGCGUCCCUCCGAGGGUCAGGCUCGUGCCAAGUACAACUUCCAAGCGCAGUCCGGCGUUGAGCUCUCGCUGAACAAAGGCGAGCUGGUCACACUAACACGUCGUGUCGAUGGCAAUUGGUUUGAGGGCAAAAUAGCCAACCGCAAGGGCAUUUUCCCUGUCUCCUAUGUGGAGGUCUUAACCGAUAUUGGUGCGGAAGAUAUUGCGGCUAGAACGACAACAGUUAUCAACACUCAGAGCACCACAAAUUUGCGUCCAAAUCUGGACGUGUUGCGCACAAAUAUCAAUAACGAGUUCAAUACGCUAACCCAGAACGGAGCACAUCCGCCCAAUGGCAUACUGAAGGAGACCCGCACGCUGCACAAGACAGAUGCACUCCAUGUGGAUACCAGCUCCGAGCCACUCACCUAUCGCGCUCUGUACAAAUAUCGGCCACAGAACUCCGACGAACUGGAGAUCUUCGAGGGCGAUCUGGUGCAUGUUCUAGAGAAAUGCGACGAUGGCUGGUAUGUGGGCACCUCGCAGAGAACGGGCUGCUUUGGCACAUUCCCCGGCAACUAUGUGGAACGUGUAUAAGCCCAAAAAAA
Drosophila arizonae is the source of this 9042-nucleotide messenger RNA. It is a transcript of the gene CAP, whose product is annotated as Cbl-associated protein. The record is from RefSeq and is a predicted model, not a curated record. Gene Ontology annotation, biological process: regulation of transcription by RNA polymerase II. Lineage: Eukaryota; Metazoa; Arthropoda; Insecta; Diptera; Drosophilidae. Gene Ontology annotation, molecular function: RNA polymerase II transcription regulatory region sequence-specific DNA binding; protein binding; DNA-binding transcription factor activity, RNA polymerase II-specific. Gene Ontology annotation, cellular component: nucleus.